Messenger RNA from Rotaria sp. Silwood2, 492 nucleotides. Lineage: Eukaryota; Metazoa; Rotifera; Eurotatoria; Philodinida; Philodinidae. The record is from the annotation of a GenBank genome assembly.
AUGCUAUUCUCUUGUUUUCUAGUUGCCGUUGUCAUUGCUUUUAUUAUAUGCUAUGCUCCAUUUCAUGUUCAACGUUUGAUAACAAGUCGUUUAAAUGUUUCACAUUUAUCAUUACUUCAACAACGUGCAAUAACUAUAUUUUAUUUUAUUAGUGGAAUUUUUUAUUAUAUCGGUUCAACCGUAAAUCCGAUAUUUUAUCAUUUAUUUUCCCGUAAAUAUCGUUUAGCAUGUAUUCGUACAAUGAAAAGAAUUCUUCAUUGUAAAAAACGUCGUAAAGAUCGUCAUAAUCAAGAAAAUUUUCAGAAACCAAGUAAAAUUUCACUAUUAAAACGUUAUCCAAGUACACCUCGAGGAAAAAGAAAAAUACCAAAUGCAGCACCAAUUAUAUACCGACCAUCAAAUAGACUAAAAGUAAAUGCUGAUAGAAACAAUAAUAAAACAAAUUUAUUACGUUUAUCAUUACCCCCAUUUACUCAAGAACGACUUCAUUAA